Molecule: messenger RNA, 1713 nt
Organism: Malassezia globosa CBS 7966
Lineage: Eukaryota; Fungi; Basidiomycota; Malasseziomycetes; Malasseziales; Malasseziaceae
Exons: 1
Coding region: 1-1713 (570 amino acids)
Biological process (GO): ribosomal large subunit biogenesis
Cellular component (GO): nucleolus
Molecular function (GO): GTPase activity; GTP binding; RNA binding
Source: RefSeq, a predicted model, not a curated record
AUGGCCACAAUCAUGCGCAGAAACAAAGAUCCCCUGGCGUACCUUGAGCAAGUUCGGCAGCAUAUUUCUCGUUUGCCCGCUAUUGACCCAAAUACGCGAACUCUUGUGAUAUGCGGCUAUCCGAACGUUGGGAAGUCAAGUUUUCUCAAUAAGGUGACCCGUGCAGACGUUGACGUUCAGCCUUACGCCUUCACCACCAAGUCACUAUUUGUCGGGCACAUGGAUUACAAGUAUUUGCGCUGGCAAGUCAUUGACACGCCUGGUAUUCUCGAUCACCCUCUAGAAGAAAUGAACACCAUUGAAAUGCAGGCAAUCACUGCACUAGCGCACCUGCGCUCAGCUGUGCUAUAUUUUAUGGAUUUAUCAGAGCAAUGCGGCUACUCCAUCGAAGCUCAGGUUCAGUUGUUCAACAGUAUCAAGCCUCUCUUUACAAACAAACCGACAUUUCUGGUCAUCAACAAAAUCGAUGCGGCAAGAUUGGAGGAUCUAGACGAGAGCAGAUCCUCUCUCGUGCACAGCAUCGUUGAAGAGUCGAAUGGAAAGAUUCAAAUCGCUGAAAUCAGCACGUUUACGGACCUUGGAAUCAUGGAAUUAAAACAGAAGGCAUGUGAUACUCUGUUAUCGUCGCGUGUGGAAACGAAGGCUCGUGGAUCUAAAGGUGACUCUAUCUUGAAUCGCUUGCAUGUAGCCACCCCGAUUAAACGUGAUGACGUUGAACGAGUUCCAUUUAUUCCAGAGUCAAUCCGCAAUGGAACAAGAAAGAAGUUUGACCCAGAAGAUCCGAACCGCCGCAUAACGGAACGGGACAUCCAGGAACAACAUGGCGGUGCAGGUGUACACAAUAUUGACAUGAAGAAGAACUACAUCCUAGCAGAUGACGAAUGGAAGUACGAUAAGAUUCCUGAGAUUUAUGAGGGUAAGAAUGUAGCCGACUUCAUUGAUCCGGACAUUCUUACGUCUCUUGAAAACCUUGAACGUGAAGAGGAAAAGCUUGAAGCAGAUGGAUUCUACGACGAAAGUGAUGAAGAAAUUGAUGAUGAGCAAGAAGAACUCAAACAGGUUGCUCAAGCUAUCAAACAGCGCAAAGAUAAAGCCAAGUCGAUGUCUCAGACUAAGAAGGCGCUUCAGAUCAGGCCUCAGAUACCUCGUAAGCUGCAACACCGCAAACUCUCUCAAAUGACGGACAAUAUGCGUGCUGCCGGUAUUGAUCCGAGCAACUUAGAAAUGCGUGCCGAGCUCCUUGCCAAAGCCAAGGGUCUCACAGGUAAGCGCAAAAACCGCGACCUGGAAAGCACCUUGGAUUCAAAUAUGGACGAGGAGGAUGAUCAUGAUGCCUCAGCGGAUGUGGAUGACAACAUGUCGGUUGAUGAUGCUGAAGAGCCAACCCCAGCUCGCAAGAAAGUUCGUGCAGGUGCUGCCAAGGAUGCCGCCGGCUUCACUCGUGGUAAGAGUUCAACCACUGCAACCACGAACAGGGCAGGGGGUUCUAUCUCGUCGCGAGCUGGUGCAGCGCGUAUUCCUGCGCGUAAUCGCCAAUCUGAAGGUUUGCGUAGCAAGGAUCAAGAAAAGAAAGCACGUGAGCUGCAUAGCAUGGCCAUCCGUGAUCGAAACCGCGAGGCUCGUGCAGGAGAGUCAGAUCGUCGUAUCCAAGAAAGCAAGCCGAAGUGGCUCUAUGCUGGCAAGCGUGGCCUCGGCACAACUCGUAGUCGUUGA